This is a messenger RNA of Neohortaea acidophila, 1399 nucleotides long. RefSeq lists its product as uncharacterized. The record is from RefSeq and is a predicted model, not a curated record. The transcript is spliced from 3 exons. The coding region runs from base 329 to 1348 and encodes 339 amino acids. NCBI's taxonomy places the organism in Eukaryota, Fungi, Ascomycota, Dothideomycetes, Mycosphaerellales, Teratosphaeriaceae.
CAGCGCUUGAAGUCGUUGCGGAGCAGUUGAUUCCAACGCCCCGAAGCUGCCCAGAUCGGAAGCAGGUCUGAUUGAGCUCCGUUCCAGAAGGGGAAGGAGCGGGAUUUCUUACCGGUUUGGGGGCGUGUGGGGAACUUCCUCGCUAGGAAAUCCCGCCCACCCCGCAAUCGAAGCCUACCUAUAUCAAGCAGCACCGCCCCGCGUGUCGCAUUUCUCGGGGCUCUUUGCAUCUUUCGACUCGGAAACACUUCAAGCUGGUCGCUUUUAUCCUCAGUCGGGCGGUUUGAUCAAGAUCUAAUCCCACCAAACGAGAAGUAUCGUCGACGACAUGGCUGUGGCCGUCCAGCAACCCUCCGUUCCCGCUCACGAGCUCGUGUACGAAAGACAACAGCUACCAAAACUCCGCUCGAACCACGGACCAUGCGUCGAUGCAAGUAGUGUAGGCUGGAUGCAAGAAACGAGCGUCGACACUCCCCUCGAAGAAAUGCGGCGACGUUUUAACACAGACGGCUACGUUUUCAUCAAACACUUAAUCCCCCGCGAAACCGUCCUCGAUUCUCGAGAAGAGUACUUUGCCCAUCUCGCACCUACGCACAUCCUCAAAGCCGGGACAUCGCCGCGUGACGGCAUUUUCAACGACGCCGAUGACCCCGAGACGCAUAAUGGCGUUGGGGCGACGCGGCUGCCGGAUGGGGUUGAUCGGCUUGAUCUCCUCGAGUCGGCGCAUGUGUUGCCCAAGUAUGAUGAGCUGUUGAAGCAUGAUAGUUUGCACUCGUUUGUGAGAAGGUUCAUGGGGUGGAAGAAUGAUGUGCUUCUUACGCGGACAUUGCUCAGACAUAAUGUUCCCAAUGGAUUCUCCACGGGGAUCCAUUACGACAAACUAUUUCUCCGCAAAGGCGAAUCCGAGUUCCUCACCGCUUGGGUACCGAUAGGAGACUGCACAGCCGAAGGCGGCGGACUGAUGUAUCUCGAGAACUCACAAGACAUCGGUCGAAACGUGGAAGCAGAUUUCGUCAAGCGCGCAGAGCACUUUACUCCUGAGGAGCGAAUCAACGCCUUCAACGCCAACAUGGCUCGCGACGGGCAACUCGCACACAAUGUCGACGACUUUCGACGAGAUUAUCUGGCUGGCCAAUUUGGACGAAACGGGGGGAAGCGGAGAUGGCUUGCAGGAAAUUUCGAGGCUGGGGAUGUGGUGUUCCAUAAUGAGUACUUGAUUCACGGCGCGGUGAAGAAUCAGGAUCCCGAAGGUAGGAUACGACUGAGCACAGAUUUACGCUUUUAUGAGGAGGGUUCGAGUCUGGAUGAGAGAUGGAUGAAGGUAUGGAAACGGGAUGAUGGGUUGUGAGAUUGGCGUGGUGAGUGGCUUUGCAUUCCAGCGCGUGUUAUUCAUUCCAGG